Molecule: messenger RNA, 2481 nt
Organism: Aspergillus homomorphus CBS 101889
Lineage: Eukaryota; Fungi; Ascomycota; Eurotiomycetes; Eurotiales; Aspergillaceae
Product: transcription factor domain-containing protein
Exons: 4
Coding region: 1-2481 (826 amino acids)
Biological process (GO): regulation of DNA-templated transcription; DNA-templated transcription
Molecular function (GO): DNA binding; zinc ion binding; DNA-binding transcription factor activity, RNA polymerase II-specific
Source: RefSeq, a predicted model, not a curated record
AUGCAGGCGCAUUAUUUUCGCUCAUCGACUAGUCCGAACCAGCCGGGAGGACCGUAUGAGCUUCCCCCCGUGCACGCGGUGACUUCGCCGCCAGCGCCUCUCCUCCAACCUCCCGGCCCACCGGCGGCUUCGCUGCUGUCCGCACCGCCCAGUCGACCCGACAGCGGACUGCGCAUGUCCCAUCUCUUGCAACCCUUGGCGGCACAGCAGAUGCCCACUCCUCAACAGUCGACGGCCACGGCUUCCCUUCCGCCUUACUCGCGUUCAUAUGAGUCCAGUGGCUCGCCCGCGGAGGGUGCAUCAUCCAUCCUCGCGGAUGCGCCAUCGCUCCCCGGACCGGGACCGGGAAUGCUACAGCCGGUGGGUGGUGUGGCGGCUGGUCCGCAUCCGCAUCAUCAGCAAUCGCAGCAGCCUCUCCAGCAGAAGAGAGCGUAUCGGCAGCGAAGAAAGGACCCCAGUUGCGAUGCGUGUCGGGAGCGCAAGGUCAAGUGUGACGCCUCCGAGUCGUCCAGUUGCACAGAAUGCACCAACCGCAAGGUGCGCUGUCAAUUCACCAAGGAAACCAACAGGCGCAUGUCAUCUAUUAAACAAGUCCAAGACCUGGAAAAGCAACUGUUGUCCACCAAGCACCAACUACAGCAACUACGAUCGGGGAUGCUCAGGUCGGACAAUCUGAUGGAUCUCGACAUUGAUGCAACGGGCCAACCGCAACUGAAGCUCCCGGAUAUUGGAUAUCGUCCCCCGCGCCGACCCAAGGCGCCCUUGAUGCAGGAUAUGACCGAAGCACGGGUCAACCUUUGCAAGUAUGGUCGAGGUAUCCUGAAAGUUCCUCCGCCCUAUCGUCAACCGGGACCGAAAUCCUUGUUAACGACGGAUCCCCCGCAACUUCCGCCAAAAGAUGUGGCCAAUCGUCUCUUGGGGCAAUAUUAUUCUUGCUUGCAUUCCGUGCUUCCGGUGAUUCAUUGGCCUACCUUCGUGGCGGAGUAUGAAAAGGUCUACCAAGCAGGAACGCUGCUGGGUGUCCCUCGGGAAUGGGCGGCGGUCUUGUUUGGUGUCUUUGCAUGCGGGUCUCUACACACCUUGGAACCGAAUCGAGAAGAGGAAGGCAAAGAAUUUGUGAAGAUUUGCUGCGGUGUGAUCGAUGUAUGGCAAGAUAACUUCACCCUGGACCAGGCGCGGGCGGCGCUGCUGGCCAGUAUCUUUCUCUACGAGGUCAACUCCCGGUCGGCAAGUUGGGUCUGGAUUGGGUCGGCUGUGAGAGUGGCCCAGGAGAUUGGAUUACACUUGGAGUCUGGACCCUGGUCACCUUUGGAGGGCGAGAUGCGCAAGCGAGUGUGGUGGGGGAUGUACACUUGGGACCGGCUUCUCGCUCUAGAGAUGGGCAAACCAGUACUGAUCAAUGAUCAGGACUGUGAUGUCGACCUCCCAUGCCCUAUCGACGAGCAAUACAUCUCGGAAGGCGGGCCUGUGCCGGAAAGCCCACAAAAGAGUCCGCUCCUCGCAAGCAUCCAUGUGGUCCGAUCGAUCGGACAGCUGUCUCGAACCCUGAAGAGCCCAACCAUCAGCUCGGCCACCUUGGAAACCUUCGAGCGACACUUCAACGCCUGCUUAGGCACAUUUCCCGCGCAGUAUUCGCCACGGUCCGAACAAUACCUCGACCCUCGUUCCCUCGCACCCAUCGUCUAUCUCCAAAAUGCGCGACUCCUUCUCCACCGACACAACAUGUCCCCAUACUGCAGCCCCGAGGCCCGAUCUUCGGCGCUGGAGUUUUGUGUGUCGACCGCCCAGGAUACCGCCCGUCUUCUCUCCCGCUGUAUGCGGCCCCCGCCUACGAGCCCGCGACAUGGACACUCGACGACCAGCGGCGAGGAUUGGCGGCCACUGCUCGCCUCGUCAGCAGGGGCUAUGCUAUGCGUUCAUCUCUGGCGCUGCGUACUGUUGCUCCUCUUCCGCCAGGAAUAUGCCGCCGCACUCGUCUGCGUACAAGCUAGUGCCGUGAUCGGGGACUCCCGCGCGGUGAAUGCCGCCUGUGGACGAUACCUGGCAUUCUUCCUGAAUAUCCUGAUGCGGCGCAGCGAGACCAUGAUGCCUGACCGCGAUGAGGAAUUGAUUGCCUAUGUUUCUGGAGACAUGCAAGGAACGAUCGAGAGCAGCUGGGUCUGGCAGGGAAGUGAAACGGGCUCUCAACUCGAAACGAUGUCCCCUCAGAUCAGCAGUCCCGCCUCGUAUACCCGUCCUGAGACGGAGACUACGGAGAAGUGGAAAGGUUGGGUUUGGGUCGAACAUACUGUGCACUUCCUGGGCGAGAGACAGCAGCAGCAGCAACAACAACAACAGCAACACCAAGAACUACAACCACUUCAUCCGAAGCCGGCGGACUCGGCUUACCUAGGACCUGACGCGACAGCCACCAGCUCUGAUGCAACCACACCCCAAUCAAGCUCAUCCCAUUCGCGCAUGACGAUCGCCAGUAUUAUUUAG